CUCUGUUCAUUUGCUUCUUUUGUAGUUGGAGCCAAAAACACGACAACAAAUGAACAAAAUGCAUGCAUUCACUUCGGCAAAAGGCUUCGGAAUGGAGCGGCAUUGAUACUGCCGAUGCCUUUGCCAUCGACGAUACUAAUCUCUUCCAUAAAUUGGGUCUUCAAACUUUCAUCAACCUUUCACCAAUUUUUACACCAGGUGUCUUCUAUUCUUUCUCAAAUGGGUCUUUUUUGGAAUUCAAUAUCUUGUUCUUUUUUAUUGAUUGCCUUGGAAAUCAGGGUUUACAAUGACGAAGAAGAGUGGUUUCGAUCAAUAUUUGCUAAUUCCAAGAAAGAAGAAGCCAUUCAGAAUCUAUAUGAAUUCUUUGUGGAACGAAUGGGAGGACCUACCCUUUAUUCCGAGAGGAAAGGUGACCCUGCGUUGAUUGGGCGUCAUAGGCCAUUUCCAGUCACGCACCAAGCUGCAGAGAGAUGGCUGCAUCAUAUGGAGAAGGCAUUAGAGAGCACCCCAUACAUCGAUGCCGAUUCAAAACUCAAAAUGAUGAAAUUUUUUAGGCACACUGCAUUCUUUCUUGUGGCUGGUGAUGAGUUGAAGAAUCAAAACCAACGAGUUCCAUGAGAGCAUGGUGCCAGCAAACCAGCUGCAUCAUAAAUUUACUAACGGGAAUCCUUACGCAACCAUGGAAGUCGGCUUUCAUUAACCAUGUAUCGUUGUAACUUGUAACAUACACCGUCGUUUUAUAUGAAUCCUGAACCUUUUACAUUAAUACUGAUUGUAUUGUACUGGUUGUCCA
This is a messenger RNA of Gossypium raimondii (Peruvian cotton), 793 nucleotides long. RefSeq names its product two-on-two hemoglobin-3. Gene Ontology annotation, molecular function: oxygen carrier activity; oxygen binding; heme binding. The transcript has 3 exons. The record is from RefSeq and is a predicted model, not a curated record. Gene Ontology annotation, biological process: oxygen transport. Bases 115 to 618 code for a protein of 167 amino acids. NCBI's taxonomy places the organism in Eukaryota, Viridiplantae, Streptophyta, Magnoliopsida, Malvales, Malvaceae.